GGUCGGGGCCGGGGGACUUCCGGUUCCCGGCCCAACGUCGCCGCCCUGCCGCAGCCGCCGGGGCCGCCAUGCCGAAGGGAGGAAGAAAAGGUGGCCAUAAAGGCCGGGCGAGGCAGUACACGAGUCCCGAAGAGAUCGAUGCGCAGCUCCAGGCUGAGAAACAGAAGGCCAGGGAAGAGGAGGAACAGGGAGAAGAUGGUGGCGAUGGGGCCACCGGAGACCCCAAAAAGGAGAAAAAAUCCGUAGAUUCAGAUGACAGCGAUGAAGAGGACGAGGAUUACCAGCAAAAGCGCAAAGGAGUGGAAGGAUUAAUAGAUAUAGAGAAUCCCAACCGAAUAGGCCAGACAACCAAAAAAGUAACCCAACUGGAUCUGGAUGGGCCAAAGGAGCUGUCGAGAAGAGAGCGAGAAGAAAUAGAAAAACAGAAAGCGAAAGAAAGGUACAUGAAAAUGCAUCUAGCCGGUAAAACGGAACAGGCGAAAGCAGAUCUCGCCCGGCUAGCCAUCAUUCGGAAGCAGCGGGAAGAAGCGGCCAAAAAGAAAGAGGAAGAAAGGAAAGCAAAAGAUGACGCAACCGUGUCAGGAAAGCGACUGCAGUCACUCUCCCUGAAUAAAUAAACCCGGAGCGUGUGGGAGGAGGAAAUGCCAGGGAACGGUGCCCGGGGCCCGCCGGGACCUCCGCCGUAUCGCGUACCGACCGCGCGUCGACGCCAUCCGGGGAGGGCUGCGGGCCCGUCCCCUUCCGGGAGCCACGGAGAGCGUGGCCCCUCUCAUCUUGGCACAGAAUUGCAUUUG
Molecule: messenger RNA, 794 nt
Organism: Tachyglossus aculeatus (Australian echidna)
Lineage: Eukaryota; Metazoa; Chordata; Mammalia; Monotremata; Tachyglossidae
Gene: PDAP1
Product: PDGFA associated protein 1
Exons: 6
Coding region: 69-617 (182 amino acids)
Cellular component (GO): cytosol
Molecular function (GO): RNA binding
Source: RefSeq, a predicted model, not a curated record